ACCCUCCCUACUACCUCCCCUAACCUUCCCUGCUAAAGCCAUAGCCACCUUCUAAGCAUCAAACAGUUAACAAGAAGAAGAAGAAGAUCAGCCAUGGCUCUUAGAAUCAAAACUGUUCUUCUACUUCUCCUCAUACUCCUCAUUCCCUUAUCAGGCACAGUUGAAGGCUUCAAGGAUGGCACCAACCCCUAUCACUCACUUUUCAAGGGUGGUAACCGAAUCAAGUUGAGGAAGCUUCUAGAGUUUGAUUCGCUGCUGGAUUAUGAGGAUGCAGGAGCCAACUCUAAGCAUGAUCCUAGAAAGAAACCUGGUAACGGCGGUGGCAGGAACCCUUAACUUCCUUUUGGGCCCAAACUAUAUAUAUAAUAGACACUACUCGAUCUCUCGAUCUCUAGAUAUAUAUAGGUUUUGAUCAUGUAUGUUGAAACGUAUUAUGUAGCAUUCUAAAUGAGUUUCUUUAUGAAUGAUAUAUCAUAUAGAUAUAACCCUAGUUGUGGGUGUAGUUUAAGGGCCUUUAAAAUAUAUAUCUAUAUAUAUAUAUAUAAAAGACCUUUCCAUGUAUAUCAGAUGUUUCCGAUGUAUGCAGUUCUGCUGCAAUUGCUUAUCCUGGAUAUAUAUGAUGUAUAAAUUAAUAAAGUUGCUACUAUUGCUUUAAUACCAAAAA
Molecule: messenger RNA, 664 nt
Organism: Alnus glutinosa
Lineage: Eukaryota; Viridiplantae; Streptophyta; Magnoliopsida; Fagales; Betulaceae
Exons: 3
Coding region: 94-336 (80 amino acids)
Source: RefSeq, a predicted model, not a curated record